Triplophysa dalaica is the source of this 6776-nucleotide messenger RNA. It is a transcript of the gene rock2a, whose product is annotated as rho-associated, coiled-coil containing protein kinase 2a. Gene Ontology annotation, cellular component: centrosome; cytoskeleton; cytoplasm. Gene Ontology annotation, biological process: Rho protein signal transduction; regulation of actin cytoskeleton organization; embryonic morphogenesis. Gene Ontology annotation, molecular function: small GTPase binding; ATP binding; Rho-dependent protein serine/threonine kinase activity. The record is from RefSeq and is a predicted model, not a curated record. NCBI's taxonomy places the organism in Eukaryota, Metazoa, Chordata, Actinopteri, Cypriniformes, Nemacheilidae.
GUAUAAAAAACAGUAACCAAUUUAUGAAAACGAGCUGUUAUUGUUAUUUAAAAAAAAAAAGAAAUGUGAAAUUGUACAUGUAGCCCAAAUAUUGCUUUACUUCAGUCAUUGUUGACGUAAAAUCGAAUUACGCUUAUUUUGUAGCCCAUCCGCAGCAACAGGUUUCACUACAUCAAGCGUCAACAUCCUGUGUUCAAAACUUACCUUUGUUCCUAAACAAUGCGUUUUUGAGUAAAAAUUGUGACUGAACGCGGAACCGUGUUUCGGUGUUUUGUUGUGGGUGGGUACGGCAGACCAUAAUCCACCGGAGAAUAUUUACAUUCUCCCGUGUGCAGCCGUUCGUGGGCGAGACGGAGAGAAGAGAGGCUUAUGGGUAAAGAGUGCUGCUGUCGUCGUGUUGAUGUCAGAGCAACGAGCUCGAGCUGCCUGCUGGAAUACCGAAGAACAGACCCGCUGUAAACUACUGGCGGACAAAUCUACCGAUCGAGUCCACUGGCGAGAUGAGGACACACAUACUUCGGCAGGAGUCUGCGAAGAAUUUAAAAUAACGAAAAUCCGAUUAGAGAUCGAAUAAAAGCCGCCGGUUUCGUUUCAAGUCGCAGCUCGCGUGUUGCAGGAAUGCGUUUGGAGUUUGUGAUCCGGUCGACUCAACAGAUGUUCGCUUUUGAAAAUCUGCGGGGUUGUUUGUGAACUGGUUGGAGUUGAAGUCAGGAUCAGACAGUCAGGAGAGGGGGAGAGAAGGAUAGGGGAGACAGGAGGGGAGGAGAGAGGGGUGAGAGGCGGGGAGGAGAGGGGCGCCCAGAAAACGCCCUGUUGCUGUUGAAGCCUCUAAAAAUUAAAACUUUAACGCGCCAUUUACGGUACUGUACAACGUUGUUAAGAUGGACUGGGAAGUUUGAUCGCGCUUAGUUACUUUAUCUACCACUUCAUAGGUUGUUUAAGGGAGGUUUGGAAAACCCUCCGCUGCUCCCAUUGGAUUAUUUUUCUCCGCUUUAUUCUGGACGAGUCCUGGGUUAUUUUUUGGAGGGCGGCGAGUCGGAGGCUGUCUAGGCCCACGGCCACCGCUCGACAACUUGAACGAAGAUCUUGGAGCUUUGAUGUGAACCAGAAAAGUUGGGCAGAUCGCUCUUCGUUGCUCAGUCUGGCGCCAGGAGAAGGCAAAAAUGUCGCUGGGUGCGGAGAGAAGGAUGGAAAACCGGCUGAGAAAGCUGGAAGCCAUGAUCAAAGACCCGCGGUCUGCGAUCAACUUGGAAAGUUUGCUGGAUUCCAUGAAUGCUCUGGUCUUGGACCUGGACUUUCCGGCCUUGCGUAAAAAUAAGAACAUUGAGACCUUCUUAAACAGAUAUGAAUCCGUCAUGCGUCGUAUUCGGGAGUUCCAGAUGAAGCCGGAGGACUUUGACAGAGUGAAGGUGAUUGGUAGAGGAGCGUUUGGAGAAGUUCAGCUGGUCAGGCAUAAGGCCUCUCAGAAGGUGUAUGCGAUGAAGGUGCUCAGUAAGUUCGAAAUGAUCAAGCGCUCAGACUCCGCCUUCUUCUGGGAGGAGCGUGACAUCAUGGCAUUUGCAGACAGCCCAUGGGUCGUACAGCUGUGCUGUGCGUUCCAGGAUGACCGCUCUCUCUAUAUGGUUAUGGAAUACAUGCCGGGAGGUGACCUUGUCAAUCUCACCAGCACGUACGACGUUCCGGAAAAAUGGGCAAAGUUCUACACGGCCGAGGUUGUGUUGGCUCUGGACGCCAUUCACUCCAUGGGCUUCAUUCACAGAGACGUCAAACCAGACAACAUGCUGCUGGACCGUCACGGGCAUCUCAAACUCGCAGACUUUGGGACAUGUAUGAAGAUGGACGAGACAGGGAUGGUUCACUGUGAUACUGCGGUCGGAACCCCUGACUACAUCUCACCGGAGGUUCUUAAGUCUCAAGGAGGAGAUGGUUACUAUGGACGCGAGUGUGACUGGUGGUCUGUUGGAGUAUUUAUCUACGAGAUGCUGGUCGGUGAUACGCCGUUUUAUGCCGAUUCAUUGGUGGGGACUUACAGUAAGAUUAUGGAUCAUAAGAACUCUCUUAACUUCCCUGAUGAUGUUGAAAUCUCGCAAGAAGCCAAAAACAUCAUCUGCGCCUUCCUAAUAGACAGGGAAGUUCGCUUGGGUCAUGGCGUGGAGGAAAUUAAAAGACAUCCUUUCUUCAAAAAUGACCAGUGGACCUUUACCACCUUAAGAACGACUGCAGCACCUGUGGUUCCAGAACUGAGCAGUGACAUAGACACUAGUAAUUUUGAUGAGAUAGAAGAGGAUAAAGGAGAAGUGGAGACCUUUCCUACCCCCAAAGCUUUCGUUGGCAAUCAGCUGCCCUUCGUGGGCUUCACCUAUUUUAAAGAAAACCAGUUGUUGAACGAUGUCAACAGUUCAGCAAUGAAAAACGACCACCCCACAUCCAGCAAUAGAGAGGACAAUUUAGCUCUUCAGAAGAAACUUCACUGUCUGGAGGAGCAGCUCAAUAAUGAGAUGCAGGCUAAAGAUGAACUGGAGCAAAAAUACAGGAACAACUUCAGCCGCCUGGAGAAGAUCACGAAAGAGCUCGAUGAAGAGAUAAAUGGCAGGAAAGUAUUGGAGACAUCUCUGAGGCAGCUGGAGAGAGAGAACGCUCUGCUGCAACACAAGAGCGUUGAGAGUCACCGCAGAGCCGAGAGCGAAGCCGAACGCAAACGCUGCCUGGAUAGUGAGGUGAAUGGUCUCAGGGAUCAGCUUGAUGAGAUGAAGAAGAAGAACCAGAACUCGCACAUCUCCAAUGAGAAGAACAUUCACCUGCAGAAACAGCUGGAUGAGGCUAACUCAUUGCUGAGAGCAGAGUCCGACGCAGCUGCGAGGCUGCGUAAAACUCAAACGGAGAGCUCUAAACAGCUACAGCAGAUGGAGGCUCAUGUGAGAGAACUGCAGGAUAAAUACUGCAUGCUGGAGAACAACAAGCUCACGCUGGAGAGAGAGAACAUCACCCUUCAGGCGGCGCUGGACGCAGAGAAACGAGAGCAGAGCCAGGGCUCUGAGACCAUCUUUGAUCUGCAGGCACGAAUCUCUGGUUUGGAGGAUGAGGUGAAAAAGGCGAGACAGGCCCUGUCUAAAGCGGAGUCAGAAAAGAGACAACUUCAGGAGAAACUAACAGAUCUGGAAAAGGAGAAGAGCAAUCAAGAGAUUGACAUGACCUAUAAGCUGAAGGUCUUACAACAAGGUUUGGAGCAGGAGGAGGGGGCACACAAGGCUACAAAAGCUCGACUCGCAGACAAGAACAAGAUCAGCGAGUCCAUCGAAGGAGCCAAAUCUGAGGCUGUGAAGGAGCUGGAGCAGAAGAUACAGGAAGAGCGUUCCUCCAAGCAGCGUGUGGAGAACCGACUGCUAGAGCUGGAGAAGAAGAACUCCAUGCUCGACUGCGACUACAAACAGUCACUUCAGAAACUCGAGGAACUGAGAAGAAACAAGGAUAGACUAACAGAAGAGGUAAAGAAUCUGACUCUGAGGAUCGAGCAGGAAGUUCAGAAGCGCAGUUUGACUCAGAAUGACCUGAAGGUUCAGAACCAGCAGCUCAUCACCGUGCGUACGUCAGAGAAGCAACUCAAGCAGGAGAUCAACCACCUUCUGGACAUCAAACGCAGCCUGGAAAAGCAAAACAUGGAACUGCGCAAGGAGCGUCAGGAUUCUGAUGGGCAGAUGAAGGAGCUUCAGGAUCAGUUGGAGGCAGAACAGUAUUUCUCUACGCUGUAUAAGACACAGGUGCGAGAGCUGAAGGAAGAGUGUGAAGAAAAAAAUAAACUCUAUAAAGACAUGCAGCAGGGUCUACCGGAACUGCAGGAGGAAAGGGAUUCUCUUGCUGCUCAGUUGGAGAUCACACUCACCAAAGCCGACUCCGAGCAGUUGGCACGUUCCAUUGCGGAGGAGCAGUAUUCCGACCUGGAAAAGGAGAAGAUCAUGAAGGAGCUUGAGAUCAAAGAAAUGAUGGCCAGACACCGACAGGAGCUCUCGGAGAAGGACACCACCAUCACCUCGUUAGAAGAAGCUAAUCGCACUUUGACCAGCGAUGUGGCAAACCUGGCCAAUGAGAAGGAGGAACUCAACAACAAGCUAAAGGAGGCGCAAGACAACCUGCAAAAUAUCGUCAACGAAAUGCAGACUGUCGCGCUUGUGAAACUUACCCUCGAGAAACAGUUGCAGUCAGAGAAAACUCUGAAAACACAGGCGGUUAACAAACUGGCAGAGAUUAUGAACAGGAAGGAGGUCAGAGGUGGAGGCAGUCGCCGUGGAAAUGAUACGGAUGUCAGAAGGAAGGAGAAGGAGAACAGGAAGUUGCAGCUGGAACUUCGUUCAGAGAGGGAGAAACUCAACAGCACCAUCAUCAAAUAUCAGAGAGAAAUCAACGACAUGCAAGCACAACUGGCGGAUGAGUCGCAGGUGCGCAUUGAGCUCCAGAUGGCUCUGGACAGUAAAGACAGCGAUAUUGAGCAACUACGCAGCCUGCUGACCUCUCUCAACAUCCAUUCGCUUGACUCAGCCAGUAUGAGCAGUGGCCCAGAAAUGGACACAGAUGAUUCACUCGCAGAGACAAGGCUGGAGGGUUGGUUGUCUUUACCUGUGAGGAACAACACCAAACGGUUCGGGUGGGAAAGAAAGUAUGUUGUUGUGAGCAGCAAGAAGAUUCUGUUCUACAACAGUGAACAGGACAAAGAGCAUUCCAAUCCUUACAUGGUGUUAGACAUAGAUAAACUUUUCCAUGUGCGUUCUGUAACCCCAUCAGACGUUUAUCGUGCUGACGCCAAAGAGAUCCCCAGGAUAUUCCAGAUCUUGUAUGCUAAUGAGGGCGAGAGCAAGAAGGAGCAAGAACUGGAGGCUCUUCCUGGAGACAAGUCUAGCUACAUUUGCCAUAAGGGUCAUGAGUUCAUCCCCACCCUCUACCACUUCCCAACUAACUGUGAAGCCUGUACCAAACCCCUGUGGAACAUGUUCAAACCACCUCCAGCUCUGGAGUGCAGGAGAUGCCACAUCAAGUGCCACAAAGACCACAUGGACAAGAAGGAAGAGAUUGUCGCUCCAUGCAAAGUGAACUAUGACGUGUCCACGGCAAAAAAUCUGCUGCUGUUAGCCAUAUCUCAAGAGGAGCAGCAGAAGUGGGUUAGUCGACUGAUGAAGAAAAUCCCUAAAAAACCUCCAGCGCAAGAUGCCCCUCACCGCUCCUCUCCCAGGGUUCCCGUUAAAGUGCAAACUAGUCAAUCCAUGAGAAGACCCAGCCGACAAAUACCACCCAGCAAACCCAGCUAACCUUAUUUUGGGCAUCUGGUGCUGCUACAUACAUCUGGUGAUUUGGGGUUCUUCCUGUCGCACCAACAAAAGUCCUUUGUCGUAACUUUCCGGCACGUUUUGGCAUAUCCAAAAAAAGUGAAAGAUGCACAAAUGUUAAUGAAGGUUUACUGUCGUGAUAUGGCUUUUGUUUUCUGGGCAUGUGGUUGCUUUUACUUCAAGAGCACGACAUAUCUACACAGAACAGAGGUCAGCACCACACCAAACAUCUUAUUGAAGGCCAGCGUUGACUUGAAUCGGCUGGACAGAACCCCACUGGACCGUUUUAGGGACCCGUAAGAGAAUGUGGAUGACGGCCCGAUCCAAUCAGGCUGUAGCUUUUUUCCAGUUGACUUUAAAGGCUGAAUGUAGACCGUAGUACAAGACACACGUGGCUAGCAAACACCACUAUACUGUAUGAAACGUUUUUACCUUCAUUAAUGCAAUGAAACUGUUAUUGUUCUACAAUGUUUUUAUUUGACGUUUUAGUUGUCAUCAAAUCACUAUUCAUCUUUUUUCAGUCCCUACUUCAUGGUUAUUCAUCUUCGAGGGCCUGGAGGGCCACUAUCCCAGUUUAGCUUUAUCUCGGCAAGUAAUACUGAAGACCUUGAUUUGAGUAGUUGUUGAAACUAAACUCUUUAGGACAGUGGCCCUCCAGAAGGAGAGUUGUGUAGCCCUGUUGAAUGUAAUGAGUUUGAAUGUAAUCUGAGCAAGAAACUGUUUGAGAAGAGCAUGAUUGUAUAAUUAACAGGCAUCAAGAUUGAGAUCUUGAGUUUCUGAAAAUCAUCUGUUUUUGGCCAGUCAUAUCUUAUGAAUUUGAUUAUUUGGCCAGAGGCUGAAACCAGAUCGAAAAUUUUAACCAACCACCACUGAACUCCAGUUUAAUUUUUUCCUGUAGUUAAACAUGCAUCUCUUGAGCUUUUCAAAGGUGAAAUAGAGUCUCACCGUAACAUAAGAACUGUGGCCAAAAACUGAUUAACCUUUAAGUAUUUGACUGAAAUAUUCGUGAAACGAAGGAAUGACUGCAAACCACAUGCUUACGUUCACUAAAGAAUGUUUUGUGAUUGGAAGUGGUCAGUUUUUUGUGUGCGUGUGAAUUUUCACUCUAGCAAACGUUGUGUAUCUCUGGGUGUGCUGUGGAUGCAAAUCCUUGUGUUCUUUUACACACAUAUAUAUAUAUAUAUAUAUAUAUAUAUAUAUGAAUAUACAGCGUAUAUUUGACCUGUCAUCAUACCAGUGGUUUUGCUAUUUAUACAGGUCUACAGGUCUGGGCACUUUUUAAUGGGCUGCCUCCAGAUUUGCAUGUUUUAUAUUGAUGUACUGUGUGACCAUAAAAUGAAAAGCAUAUGUAGCCGUGUUGUUUGGAGACCCUGUAUAACAUUUGCUUAUUUUUGUACACAAAAGUAGUCAAAGAAGUAUAUAGCUGUGAAUGUAGUAAAGGAAGUAAAGUUUUAAUAUAAA